This is a messenger RNA of Teleopsis dalmanni, 2555 nucleotides long. RefSeq lists its product as uncharacterized. The transcript is spliced from 6 exons. Gene Ontology annotation, molecular function: histone acetyltransferase binding. Bases 54 to 2555 code for a protein of 833 amino acids. Lineage: Eukaryota; Metazoa; Arthropoda; Insecta; Diptera; Diopsidae. The record is from RefSeq and is a predicted model, not a curated record. Gene Ontology annotation, cellular component: NSL complex.
AAAAAUUGAUAUAAGAGGCGGGAGUUAAUAAACGUUUGUUAAAUGAAAGUUGAAUGGGCGUAAAUGAUACACCUAUUCUGAAAAGACAAAGACGUCUACUUUAUAUUGGAAAAGAGAAUAAUCAAGCGAAUACGACAGGCACCAUAAUUUCGUCCAAAGCGACAAAUCAGCUGGACCGUAGGCGAAACGGCGCUCGGGUCGCGGAUUCCGAUCCAAAUGUUGAAGUUAUCUUCACUAUGGCACCAGCGCUCACAGAGCCUAUAAGUCCAACCGAUAACUUAAACAAUACUUCGGUGAGGGCGACAAGAGUCGCAACCGCCUCGCGUUUAAAUAAAAAAUCAUUGAAAGAAUCUACUUCGCCUACUGAAUCAAAUGUAAAUUCUAAUAAAGACAAAAGAAAUCGUAAUCAUUUUGCAACCACUUCAACUCGUGUCACACGUUCGAGAGACGCAAGUCAACGUGACUACGAGAAGCAGGCAUCAUCACCAAAAAGCGAUAUUGAAAAUAUACAAAAGAAAGAGAAUAAUGUGCAUGAUAGUGAGCAACUGGGGUUGAAUGUAAUUUUGGGUUCAAAUAAUAAUUGUAUUGAGCCAACUACAAUUUGCAAACAGGAUUCAACUGCUCAACUUUUAGCUGACUUAACAAGUAAUUUUGAAGGGGCUAUAAGUGCAGACAUUUAUUUACGUAACCAGUUAAAGGACGCGAAUUUAGAUAAAGGUGUAAAAGAAAACAAUACUAGCGAACCAAAAGAUAUUUUUGUAAUCAAAGCAGACUCAGAAGGUGUACUUGAACAGAAUACCACACUGCACAUGGAUCCGCCUUUAAUUACUGAUCCCGACAAUAAACCAAAAGUGAAUAGUGCAAUUGAAAUUCAAGGUAACAUUUAUGAAAACAUAGAUAAUUUCAAUUCUGACGAAAUACCAAGCAACUGUGCGGUAAUUCAAGGGCCUGCACUUGAACCUCAAAGUAACACCAAUGUCACAACAUCUGCGGUAGAUAUACAAGCUCUUAGUACAGAUUCCACAAUGACUGCUUCAGAAGUUGAGGAUAAUAUAGAAGAGCGAUUGAGCCAAUUGGAUAGUAUAUCUGGACCUCCUAUGCCUUGUGUACAGCCUAGCACAAACGAUUCAAAUGCAGACUUAAACGCACUUCCUACAGUUGACUCUAGUAAGCUUGCAAAUGUUACACAACAGCAAAGUAUACAAGAAUUGGUAAAUUUGGCAACAACUUCGCAAGCACCGAUUGUUUUCAAUCAACAGAACAUAUCAACUAAUAUGUCACCAAGCAUAAAUAUACAUAAUAAAGAUGGUACCGUGCUUGAAGAAGAGGAUAUCGAAGAUAUGCUUAAAGGUUUUGCUCAAGUCCCUGCAGAUACAUUAUGUGAUCUUAAUAUUAAUAAUCUAUUUAAUGAAGUAGUUAAUGGCUUUAAUUAUGAUGAAAAUUAUAGUCAAACAGCGGCAUCAACAAAACCCAGUAAUGAUAUUGAUAAGGAUACUUUAGAAGUUAUUAAAGUUAAUGAAAUUCUGGAAAAACGAGUUGCAGAUAUGUUAUUGCGAUUGCGAAUGAUUCAAGUACGCUACAUCUGUAAGCAUAGUAGUGAGGAAAUUGCUGGUCUUUUUGAAUGGUCUUCUCGUAUCAGUAAACGCAAUAGUCAUUUACUCGAUCAAGAUAAUACGAGUAAUAAUGAUCUAAUUGGUAUUGGUUCAAAUGUAAUACCGACCAACACCGAUAAAAAACGUUUUAUCUCCAUGAUGGAAGUGUAUUCAUUGAUACGAAAGCUACGCAAAGCACAUGACUCUCAGCAGUUGUCCGCCAUCGCCUCUUCUGGUAUAAAUUCUAGUAACCUAUAUAAAAAGAAUAAGAAAAACUCCCAAGAUACAUCAACGCUAUCAUCUAGCACACAUGCUAGUGAAAUGGUUAUAGUACCAACAUAUGAUCUACAAACCAUUGACGAAAUCAAAACCGUGGCUGGUUUACUGCAAACGGCAAUGCGUGAUUUACAAAAGUCAAUAGAUUCAGAUGCCACUGAAUCAAGUUCUGACGAAGAAUCAGCUGAUGAAAUGAUAUCUUAUAAUAACCCAAUACAACGAGCAGUAUCAAUUGUAAAACGAGCUGCGUAUGUUUAUUCACGUGAUCGUGCAAAAAUUGGAACACGUUGGUCUUGGGCAGUUGCACAAAUUACGGAUUUAGAAAUGAAGAUACAACAUAUUCAUAAAGUUAGUGCAGAAAUUGCACAAGGCAAAGGUGCAGUAAUUUGUGAAGAGACAAAUGAUAGUACGAUUGAUGUUAGUGAAGAAAGUUGCUGUAGAACACGCGCACUUAAUACAGCCGUAUUUCGUAAGAGAAAAUUACUCCAAACUACAAAUUUACAUACAAUCUCAAAGAAAGCAGCACGCCCAAGUACCAUAAAAUGUGGCUGCCAGUGGCCCGUGCUUCCAUGUGCUUUGUGCACAGGUCGUUCAGAUCCAACUGCACCUCGCGACUUACCUGAUACAAUGAUGCUAUCUGAAAGAGUUGCACUUUUAGAUCCGGGUUUUCAUCCAGAUAUAAUAUAA